ACAACAGAAUAACAGCAAGUAUCUCAAAUAAAUUAUAUCAUUUUAUUCUCUCUCCAUUAAAAUUAAAAUACAUAAUUCACGAAUCAUUUUGUUUUACUCUCCAUUUCUUUUCUUUACACAUCAAGAGAGAGAAACAACAUUUACGUGAAUUCAAUCCGUUUUCAGUUUUCAUCUUAUUUUUUCCAUUGAUCUCCUUCUUCACUGAUUAAAUUCUACUCAACUGGAUUUGUUCGACGAAAAUCGGUGCCUUUCAUGAUCUCUAGUGGUUAAAUUCGUUGUGUGUAUUAGAUCUUGUUUUCCUGGACUCUUUUGGCGGUUGUAAAUUUUUUGAAGGUUUUCCGGUGGACUAGAACAGAAUAGUUGAGAAAUUGCGGUUUUUCGGUGGAAACAGCAGUAUAUUGAGAAAUUGCGAUUUUUCGAUGCAAUGAUGGCGAGAGUGAAUAAUAGCGUCGAAACUGUUAACGCUGCUGCUGCGGCGAUCGUCACCGCUGAAAGCCGUGUUCAACCUGUCUGUGUUCAGAAAAGAAGAUGGGGAAGCUGUUGGAAUCUCUAUUGGUGCUUCGGUUCUCUCAAAACCAGCAAGAGGAUAAGCCAUGCUACCCUUGUACCCGAGCCUACUGUUACUGAGACUGCAGUGACUGUUUCUGACAACCCAAACCCUUCAACAUCUAUAAUAUUACCAUUUAUUGCACCUCCAUCGUCUCCUACAUUUUUGCAAUCAGAUCCACCAACAGCUACUCACUCUCCAGGUGGAUUGCUGACGAUAACUCCUCUUUCUGUAAAUGCUCUUCAGUCUCCUGGACAAGCACAUAUUUUCACCAUUGGCCCAUAUGCCCAUGAGACUCAGCUAGUCUCACCCCCUGUACUUUCUGCCUUCACCACGGAGCCAUCUACUGCUGCUGUUACUCCCCCUCCUGAACCUAUGCAAUUCACCACUCCAUCAUCUCCUGAAGUUCCAUUUGCUCAAUUGCUCACCUCUUCACUCAACCGUGCAAGGAGGAACAGUGGAACCAAUCACAAACUUGCACUAUCCUGCUACGAAGUCCACCAUCUCAUAUCCCCUGGCUCAGUAAAUUCUACGUCUGGCACGUCAUCACCUUACCUUGAUAGACGUCCAAUCCUUGAGUUCCGCAUGGUAGAUGCUUCCAAGUUGUUUGACUCAAAGAAAUUUUCUACGCACAAAUGGGGUUCAAGACUAGGAUCUGGAUCAGUUACACCAGAUGGUACAGGAUUUGCCCCUUAUGACCCUCUACCAGUGGAGAACCAAAUUUCAGAAGUGGCAUCACUUGCUAACUCGGAAAAUGGUUUGCUGGCUGCGGAGGCUCUAGUCGAUCACAGGGUCUCAUUUGAGCUUUGUCGGGAAGAUAUUCCAAUAGUUCUUGAGAAGGCAGUGGAAGGUGAGCAGGAAACUAGGGAUCAAUACGCAAGAAGCAAUGAUGUUGUUCCACACAAAGCCGAGAACUGCUUCCUGUGUUCUCAAGAGGGCUUAACCGAAAGCCAUGAGACAACUUCAGGUGUAACAGAGGAUUGUCUACACAAGAAGUCCUCUAUCUCUCUCGGAUCAGUCAAAGAAUUCAAUUUCGAUAGUAGCAACAGAGAAUCUAUUGCGCAAUCAAACCUUACCUCAGAGUGGUGGGCUGAUGAGAAAGUCGGGAAAGAUAUUAGUGGUCAAAACAACUGGAGUUUCUUUCCAAUGCUUCAGCCGGGAGUCAGCUGACUAUCCCUUUUCGUAAUGGCUAAACCUUAGCCAUUUAGCACUCCAUACUCGCAGUAAGUCAAUCAACAGACGGACUUAAUUUUGUUCAUACAAAGAUACAAUCUUCAACCGUUUUACAAACUCCGACAAUGGAUGAUGAACAAGCACAAACUAUCCUGGAUUGAGAAAUAGGUUUGCGCACUCUUGGUAUGACAAUCACUUGACCUUAUUUUUUCUCAUUAUGUUAUACAUAAAUUAGGAUUUUGUUAUUAGCAUCCCUUCUUGAAUGUAUGUAUAAUUAUUAUUCAACAAAAAUGAUGAUAACUCUAUCCUAUCCAAUAUGAAAAGCAUAGCUUUAUUUGUAUCAAUUUCGGCUACUAUUUGGUCUAUGACUUGUUUGUGGCUUUGUGUCCUAGGGCAGCACACUGAAACACAUACAUUAUACGCACUUAUUUUAGUAACAUAAAAUUUUGGUAAUGGCUUAGUGACCAACUUAUUACUUUAGUUGACUUAUAGCAUAUUAAAUUGGGAAAAUUGUAAAAAUAUGAUUCAUAAAUAGCUUUUACAAAAAGUUAACUUUUGACCCUUGGCAAUAUAUAAACCACAUUUGGUCACUCUGUUUCUUUAUGUAGUAUUUGCUACAAGAAGUACAUAGAACUCUCAUUUUGAUUUUUGAGCUGCAGCAAACUCUAGGGAGGAAGCAUCCACUUAAACAAACAUGAAUUAAAACCAUUUGCUACUCACCUAAGUUGAAAUAGCCAUGGCUAUAAGACUAGGGGUGGAUCUUUUAAGCAACCUAAAGGGGCCUGCCUCUAUUCCAUGCCAAUAAUUUUUUUGGGUUAAUAUUUAAAAGUAAAAUAUUAUCUACUAAUAGGAAAAUGUAUAUUUAGUAUUCACAAGUAGAGUUUUUGAAUUAUAGGUUUGAGUGUAUGUGAAUGUUUUAACUCUUUCAAACGUGAGAUCCCUAAGUGAUGUAAGACUCUUUUUCAUCAUACUUGUUAUACUUUUUUUAUUUAGCUGUUUUAAAUUACUUGCUUGAUUAUUAUUUAUGGCAAAAUUUAACUAUAUAAAUGUUUAUUUUGUCCUAUUUUUUCUUUACACCUCUUUU
Messenger RNA from Amaranthus tricolor (Joseph's coat), 2804 nucleotides. RefSeq lists its product as uncharacterized. The record is from RefSeq and is a predicted model, not a curated record. The coding region runs from base 425 to 1717 and encodes 430 amino acids. The transcript has 2 exons. NCBI's taxonomy places the organism in Eukaryota, Viridiplantae, Streptophyta, Magnoliopsida, Caryophyllales, Amaranthaceae.